CCACCACACGAUUUCUAUGCGAAUCAGCUUAAAUAUUUGGUAAUAACAAUUACAAUCUCUCUCUUCGCCAAGUCUCUAUAGUCUUCUCUGUAUGUCGCUUAAAAAGCUAAGCAACUUUCUCUCAUGGACUCGCUGCUUACGUCAUCAACAAGCUUAUCUCUUUACCCUUCUUCUCCUCUCUCCUCCCUUAAGCUUCCUUCUUCUCUCCACAACACCACCACCAUCUCCUGUAAAGCCUCCUCGAAUCCAAUCAUCAGAACGAUCAAAGACUUGGUCUCGUCUCGGCAGCAAUGGAUGUCUCGUUUCCGAGCUUACAGAGACGAUACGGCAGCGUUUUCAGAACGUUUCUCCGGAGAUUUGAAGCAGAACGGUGGUUUCGGGAUUGCUCUUUUGAGCAUCACUGCCUCUGCUAAGGUUAAGAUUAGUCCCUUCGUGGCGACGCUAUCUGCGAAUCCGACGUUUGUUUCGGCUGUGUUCGCGUGGCUCUUUGCGCAGACGAGUAAAAUGGUUAUUAAUUUUUUUAUUGAGAGGAAAUGGGAUUUGAGUUUGUUGUUUGCUUCUGGUGGGAUGCCUUCUUCUCACUCUGCUUUGUGUAUGGCUUUGACUACUUCUGUUGCGCUUGUUCAUGGUGUUGCGGAUUCGUUGUUUCCUGUUUGUUUAGGGUUUAGUUUGAUAGUUAUGUAUGAUGCUAUUGGUGUUAGACGUCAUGCUGGUAUGCAAGCUGAGGUUUUGAACUUGAUCAUAAGGGACUUGUUUGAAGGGCAUCCUAUAAGUCAAAGGAAGCUGAAAGAGUUGCUUGGUCACACUCCUUCACAGGUUCUUGCUGGAGCAUUUGUUGGUGUUGUGAUUGCUUGCUUUUGUUGCCAAGGCCACCUUGUCUCAGCCUAAGAUCUCAUUUAAAUCAUAAGUUUUCUGAUUUGUUAUUUUUAUUCGGUUCAAGUUCUGCAUUAUGUGCUUUGAGUUUGCUUAGCAUGAUGAUUUGGCUAAGUGGUUGUAUCAUAUGUUGUAUUUCAACAAUAGAGAAAACUCUUGGCUUUUAUUUUUUGUAAUCUCCUGAAAAUGCAAUGAUACCUUUGUUUCAUGUGCC
This is a messenger RNA of Eruca vesicaria subsp. sativa (arugula), 1087 nucleotides long. Lineage: Eukaryota; Viridiplantae; Streptophyta; Magnoliopsida; Brassicales; Brassicaceae. The record is from the annotation of a GenBank genome assembly.